Molecule: messenger RNA, 2360 nt
Organism: Amorphotheca resinae ATCC 22711
Lineage: Eukaryota; Fungi; Ascomycota; Leotiomycetes; Helotiales; Amorphothecaceae
Exons: 8
Coding region: 255-2273 (672 amino acids)
Source: RefSeq, a predicted model, not a curated record
AAAGGCAAUGACGGUGCUGGCGGUCACCGUGCCGCAGGCCCCGUUGGCACAGUCGCGGAUGCCGUAGCCAAAGUUGACGUUCCGGCACAGGCAAGCUGGGGUCCGGGGAAUCGCAGCCCAGAGUCGAGUACUGGGCCAGCAUGUUGCUCAUGCAAAUUUGCUGUAUCCGAGGUCAGUAGGGUGUCUCGAGGGCCAAGGGGUUACGCAAGGGGGUGGUGAGGAGGAUAAGGUACAUACACCGCAGGAAGGAAGUGAUGAGAUGGCCGGCAGUUCUUUGUUUUCGUAUAUCCGUAAUGGGUCGAAGUCGGACGGAUGCGGUACAGCGAGUUAUUUGUAGUAACAAAGAAGCUCCUGUACAUUGUAUAAUUCUCGAUCUGCAGUCAUCAAAUUAUGUUGGCCAGAAUGAGGUCGUGUGGAAGGCGUUGGAGCCAUGCUUGAGAUUGGCGAGUUUAUUUUUAGCCAAUUCCCAUACAAGUCGCUGGUGGGAUACCCUUCUAUUUGGAAGGUAUGAAGAAGUUAUGGAUGGUAUACCAAAUGAAUUCAAAGGACAGCUGCUCAGGUUGAAACCCAACCUAGAUCGUGCGACGCUGGACUACGACCAACAUCAAAAGCAGUUUCAGGAGUUGCUGAAGCACUAUCAGAUCGAGUAUCAUCUCAUAAGUGGUUGGACAAAUGCCAGUACCGGGCUGCCCAAUAAUCCACGAAGGGGCUCAUGGAAGCAUGCGACAACCAAGGAACCUCUAUCUCCCAUGAGCAACCGUAUAGAAGUCUAUAUAUCUUACGAGCUUCUUGAGCCUCUCUUGAGGAGUGAUCUUACUGCGGCAGAAAGAAAGAUUGAUACUUUUCGAUUUAUGGUUACCUUGUUACAUGAAUGCUGUCAUUCUUUUUGGAUUGCAACACAAGAGGAUUUUAAAAAAGACUAUAAGGAGCCGUACUUCGGAGAGGAGUGCUUGUCGGAACUUGGAUUUUCUAUGGAACAUGCUGUUCUUGGAGGGACACCAAUAGCUCUCUCAGAUUUGCCCACUCAAGGCCUUGGCUCUGGUCUGGGAAUUUCUAGUGGGGCAAUCUAUUGGAGUUCUUUCUUCACUAGAGAGAGUGAAGACUACAAAAACCUGCCAGUCCUGUUGCCAGUGCCGGAAGAUUGGGAUUACAAGGACUUCUUCCCUAUACCCAUUGGGUAUUUCGAGGGCCUUUAUCGCCCCGAAUUCUGGAUCCACGUCCAGAAGUAUGGCGCUGAAGCAGCACAUAUGGGACCGAAGGUGCACGGUUCCCGUUGUCGCAUCGAUCCUCAAACCAGAAGGCCACUUAAGGAUCAGUGGACCCUAGAACCUGAUGGGAUUAUAAAAGACGGGGUGACUAUAUCGGAUUCAAUGAGCGAAGACGAGAAAAGGGCUGCUGAAGUUGAGAAUCUUCGACGAAGGCGAGCUGAGCGGAUACACACAGCGCUGCAUCAGUCCGCUGAUGAUCGAAGAAAGGCAGCCGAUUCUCUAAAGGCUAGGGACGGACUUCACAACGAACAGACUGUUGAGAGCGAAGCUCCUUCCAGCCAGACUCCUGGCCACGGACCUUCUACUGCCCGAGACGACGACGACGCCACGACGGAAUAUAGUGAAGAUGUUCCUCCAUCUUGCCGCCGAUUCUGGACCAUUCGCCGCUAUCUCCUCAAGCAUCGUAAUCAGGGCCAACUCUGCCUGGACACGAUGAACUUCGAUAUGCCCGAGCAUACGCUUUUCCAUUACAUCAAUAGGUAUGGUGAUGAUAGUGACCACGAGAGUCUACCUCUUACAUUCGACGAAUGGCGAGAAUUCCUCAAAGAGUGUGCUUCUUCUGACCGCGAGCUAUUAACCUAUAACAACAGCAGCGGCAUCGGCCUAAUCCACUGGACCGCUCCUCCCCCCUCCCCUUCCCCAUCCCCCGCUCCUCCCCUCCCCCCACCCAAUCUCAACAAUCUCAACAACAACACCCUCCCAUCCCCCACCGACAUCCAUGAUUUCCGCACCGCCUGCCUCGUCUCCGAUUGGACCCUUACCUGCUUUCCCGAUUUCGACAUUGACUUCUUGCGGCUGCGCGUCAACUACGAGUUAUGGCGCGCGGAUCAUCCGCGCUGGCGCCCCGUAAACAGGAAGAGGAGACCUUGGGAGGGUGGCAUGUCCAGGAGCUUGGUGUGGCACUUGGUGGAUUGGCAUGAUCGGGAAGGGGGGGAUCUUUGGCGAUGGGGACCGAACGGGCUUGCUAGACGGAGACUCGAUACAUGGCCGCAGGGAGGGAAAUAAAAUAGCCCUUCUUUCAGAUAAAGGAACCAAUCAAAAAAAUAUAGCAAGCAACAUGUGGCAUAGAGAUGAUAUGAUAUAUCACGAAAC